Choloepus didactylus (southern two-toed sloth) is the source of this 7185-nucleotide messenger RNA. RefSeq names its product cingulin like 1 (gene CGNL1). The coding region runs from base 29 to 4210 and encodes 1393 amino acids. The transcript is spliced from 19 exons. The record is from RefSeq and is a predicted model, not a curated record. Gene Ontology annotation, cellular component: myosin complex. Lineage: Eukaryota; Metazoa; Chordata; Mammalia; Pilosa; Megalonychidae.
ACAGACCCUCUACUGUUAAUAAUCUUUUAUGCCAUUGCUCAUCUCUUUGCUGCAGAUUGGGGCAAGAAGACCAAGAUUUUCUGGUCUUGGAUUCAGUAAUUCUCUCAGUUUGGACUCUUCACCUGUUGUCUGUUCUGUUUUACAGCAUUUGAAUGGGUCCUCUGUUUUCCCUCGUGAAUGUGUGGUCUAUAAAGGGAAGAGGAACUACUGUGGCCACGUCUCUGUCAGGGUUAAGACCUCUUGGGAAUCCUGUGAUGUGAGUGUUGGUCCCAUUUUACAGCUGGAACAGGGAACCAUGGAGCUGUAUUUUGGUGAAUAUCAACACGUACAGCAGGAAUACGGUGUCCACUUGAGACUCGCAAGUGAUGAAAGCAAAAAAUCAAGGCAUUCCCAGCACUCGAAGGCAGGCUCCUAUGGUGUCAGUAUUAGGGUACAGGGCAUUGAUGGCCACCCAUACAUAGUCCUGAAUAACACGGAGCGGUGUCUAGCAAGCACUUCUUUUUCUGAAAAUGGGCCACCAUUUCCAUCUCCAGUGAUAGAUAACCUGCCUCUCCAUUCCAACAAUGGGCCUGUCCUAGAGGAGGACAGUGCCGAAGAAUUGCAGUUCCCAGAAAACCCAUAUGCCCAACCCAGCCCGAUAAGAAACCUGAAACCACCCUCUCUCCAUGAGGGCAAGAAUGGAGUUCUAGAGCGCAAAGAGGGGCCAACGAAGCCAUCCCACAUGCUGAACUUUCAGAGGCAUCCAGAGCUUUUGCAGCCCUACAACCCUGAAAAGAAUGAGUUGAACUUACAAAAUCACCAAACUCCUCCUGAGGGUAAUUGGCUAAAAACAUUAACAGCAGAAGGUACCAAUGAUAAGAAGCCUCGGACUUGCUUUCCCAAACCUAGCAGUUCCCAGCCCACAAGCCCUCCCCUGGAAGACCUGCCCAAAUCCAGCGUGACAGCUAUUCGCUUAUGCAGCUCUGUGGUCAUAGAUGACCCCAAGAAGCAGACCUCAGUGUGUGUAAAUGUUCAGAGCUGCGCCAAGGAAGGGGUGGAGGACGAGGCCCUUUCACAUGGCGAGAGAUCCCUAACUACCCACAACCCACACAUACACCAAGAAACCAAGAAAACCAGGCCAGACGUUCUCCCCUUCCGGAGACAAGAUUCAGCGGGACCUGUGCUGGAUGGAUCCCGGUCACGGAGGUCCUCCUCGUCGUCCACAACUCCCACCUCCGCCAACUCUUUGUACAGAUUUUUACUUGACGAUCAAGAAUGUGCCAUCCAUGCCGACAAUGUGAAUCGUCAUGAAAAUAGAAGGUAUAUCCCCUUCUUGCCAGGAACUGGGCGGGAUAUUGAUACGGGAUCAAUUCCUGGUGUGGAUCAGUUAAUUGAAAAAUUUGAUCAAAAGCCUGGGCUUCAGAGAAGAGGAAGGUCUGGGAAGCGAAACAGAAUCAAUCCAGAUGAUAGGAAAAGGUCCCGAAGUGUGGACAGUGCCUUUCCUUUUGGUCUCGAAGGGAACUCGGAGUAUCUAAACGAAUUCAGUAGGAAUCUGGGCAAGUCAAGUGAACACCUCCUCCGACCUUCCCAAGUGUGCCCACAGAAACCUCUGUCCCAGGAGCCCCGUGGGAAACAAAGCAUGGGCCGGACCUUUGCAAAGCUGCACGGAGCAACUCAAGCUGCUCACUGUGCCCACCCCAAGCCUCCCCAGCAGAACAAAGAUGGGAGAGCUCAAGAAAACAAAGGUAGUCAGCAAAGUAUGAUGAUACGGGCAUCCUCCUUCCCAGCACAGAGUAAAAAGGAGGAAGAAAUAAAAACAGCCACUGCUACGGUGAUGUUGCAGAAUCGGGCACCAGCAACUUUGCCUGAUUCUGGUGCCAAGAAAAUUUCAGUGAAGACUUUUCCUUCCACCGCAAAUACUCAGGCCACGCCAGAUCUGUUAAAAGGCCAACAAGAGCUCACUCAACAAACCAAUGAGGAGACAGCCAAGCAGAUACUUUACAAUUACCUCAAAGAAGGAAGCACCGAUAAUGAGGAUGCUACUAAAAGGAAGGUCAACCUUGUCUUCGAGAAAAUCCAGACUUUAAAGUCUCGAGCAGCAGGGAGCACACAAGGAAAUAAUCAAGCUUCUAAUUCUUCAACUGAAGUCAAAGAUCUAUUGGAACAGAAGAACAAGUUGACCACAGAAGUGGUUGAACUUCAGAGACAGCUUCAACUAGAAGUCAAGAAUCAACAGAACAUCAAAGAAGAGAGAGAGAGAAUGAGAGCAAACUUAGAAGAGCUCAAAAGCCAACAUGAAAAUAAGGUGGAAGAGAAUUCUAUGCUGCAAAAACGACUAGAAGAAAGUGAAGUAGAGCUCCGGAAAAACUUGGAGGAGUUGUUCCAGGUGAAGAUGGAACGUGAACAGCACCAGACUGAGAUCCGGGAUCUCCAGGACCAGCUCUCAGAAAUGCACGAUGAACUAGACAACGCCAAACGAUCCGAGGAUGGAGAGAAGGGGGCCCUGAUUGAGGAACUCUUACAGGCAAAACAGGAUCUGCAAGAUCUAUUGAUUGCCAAAGAGGAACAAGAAGAUCUCUUGAGGAAGCGGGAGCGUGAACUCACUGCCCUGAAGGGAGCCUUGAAAGAAGAGGUGUCCAGCCAUGAUCUGGAGAUGGACAAACUAAAGGAGCAGUACGAUGCUGAGCUGCGGGUCCUGAGAGAGAGUGUGGAAGAAGCCACCAAGAAUGUUGAGGUCCUGGCCAGUCGGAGCAAUGCAUCAGAGCAAACCCAGGAGGGGGCUGAAAAGCACGUGAAGGCUCUGAAGGAGGAGAAUGAGAGGCUGCAGGGAAGAAUUGGAGAGCUGGAGCAGAGCAUUGCCUGGCUUCAGAGGCAGAUUGAUGACAUGAAAAGCGAGGAAGUCAAAGCGAAGGAAACACUCAAGAAGUACGAGGGAGAAAAGCAGCAAUUAGAAGAGGCCCUUGUGCAUGCCACAAAGGAAGCAAGGGAAGCCACGUCAGCCCAGAGGACCCUGGAGAGUGAACUAGAGGAUGCUCAGAGAAAUCUGAGUCGGGCCACCCAGGAGCAGAAACAGUUGUCUGAGAAGUUAAAAGAUGAGACUGAGCAGAAGGAACAGUUAAGGAGGCUGAAGAAUGAAAUGGAGAACGAGCGGUGGCACCUGGACAAGACCAUUGAGAAACUGCAGAAGGAGAUGGCUGACAUCGUCGAGGCGUCCCGCACAUCAACACUGGAGCUCCAAAACCAGCUGGAUGAGUACAAGGAGAAAAAUCGCAGGGAACUUAUAGAAAUGCAAAGGCAGUUGAAGGAGAAAACCCUAGAGGCAGAAAAAUCUCGUCUGACAGCCAUGAAAAUGCAGGAUGAGAUGCGCUUGAUGGAGGAAGAGUUGCGGGACUACCAGAGAGCCCAGAAUGAAGCACUCACAAAAAGGCAGCUUUUGGAGCAGGCGCUGAAGGACCUGGAGUAUGAGCUGGAGGCCAAGAGCCACCUCAAGGAUGAGCGCAGCAGGCUCGUCAAGCAGAUGGAGGACAAGAUAUCUCAACUGGAAAUGGAACUGGAAGAAGAAAGAAACAACUCGGAUUUGCUGUCUGAGAGGAUCACUCGGAGCAGAGAACAGAUUGAGCAGAUGAGGAGUGAACUACUCCAGGAGAGAGCUGUGAGGCAAGACUUGGAGUGUGACAAGAUUUCCCUGGAGAGGCAGAACAAAGACUUAAAGAGCCGGAUUACCCACCUGGAAGGUUCCUACAGGUCCAACAAAGAGGGGCUGGUGGUGCAGAUGGAGGCCAGGAUCGUGGAGCUGGAGGACCGUCUGGAGAGUGAGGAGAGGGACCGGGCCAGCCUCCAGCUCAGCAACCGCAGGCUGGAGCGGAAAGUGAAGGAGCUGGUGAUGCAGGUGGAUGAUGAGCACCUGUCGCUGACCGAUCAGAAGGACCAGCUAAGCUUGCGCUUGAAAGCAAUGAAGCGACAAGUGGAGGAGGCCGAGGAGGAAAUCGACAGACUAGAAAGUUCCAAAAAGAAGCUGCAGCGGGAGCUGGAGGAACAGAUGGAUGUGAAUGAGCAGCUGCAGGGGCAGCUCAAUUCCCUGAAGAAAGACUUAAGACAUAAGAAGCUGCCGAGUAAAGUGCUGGAUGACAUGGACGACGAUGACGACCUCAGUACGGAAGGGGGCAGCCUCUACGAGGCACCGCUGAGCUACACCUUCCCCAAGGACAGCGCUGCUGCCAUCCAGAUCUGAGUCCGCCUGCAGGGCUCUCCAAGUGGUCCUUGGUUCACAGCAGGGAGCCCACAGCCACCCCAGGCAGAGGCGGGAGAGGGAGUGCCCACCUGGAGGGGAGACCCCUGCCUCAUUUAACGUGCCGGCUCCUCAGUGUUGCAUUCCUCCUUCGGGUCUCUAAGUGGUAGAGCGGCUCUUGUGUGGUGGGGAGCUGUUGCAUUUUAAAAUGUUGAUUAGCCUGGGAGAUAGGAGCCAUCACCCACCGGGAUGUUUUGAAGAAUAUGCUUUGGUAGGAUGAGGCCCCUCUUCUGCACCGCUGUUGGCCAUUACCAUUUGCAUUGCUGUUCCUGCUGCCCAGCCCCUCCCCCGGCCAAACAAGGGUCCAACACGCGAGUUAUGAUUUAAUAGCCAUUGUGCAGGGGGUAAAAUGAUGCAUAGGUUGUAAAUAUUUUAAACCAGACCUUUUCACGGACUGCUGCGGUUCCAUUUUGGAAUGCCACAGAUUGUAGGGUGGCUUCUUUGUAAAGUUCACACAUCUCUAUUGAGUAUUAUUUUUUUUAAAUAUGAAGCUACUGGGUUUUAAGUAUUAAGGAGUAGAGGUGAGAGAGAGGGUAGAAUAAAGACCACUUGGGAAAUUAGAGUUGGAAAAAAGAGAUUGUCUCAGUGACAAUAGACAAUACUGAGAAUUUUAAGUGGUCUUAGUAAACAACUUGCUGACAGGAAAAGAAAGGCAGAAGGUGAGUUGUAUCUGUGGGCUGCAUCUGUGGCCUUGGUUGCUUAUUUUAUCUAGAACUUUGUUAUAAUUUCUGAACCAUGUUAAGACCAAUUCUCAAUCACCAAUUCUAAUUUCCUUUAUACAGGUGGGGUAGGGGGUCUUGUAAGUAAGGUUUUUAACAAAUGGUGUGGUUUCUAGAAGGGUGGGGCCCUCUUGUCAUUUCUUAUUGGUCCUCUCCCCCCUCCACCCUCACUAGGGCUCCAAAUUGCACUCUCUCAACACGGAUGAGGUGGUUCCUGGAGGGUACAGGGGGCGAUCAUGAGCUUAGGUUGAGGAAGAGGUGGGAGGUGUCCAGUCAGGUCAUGGGGAAGGGGAGAGGAGAUAGCAGGUGUGUGUGGGACCAGGUGUGAGAAGGACGAGAGAGAAGUUUUCGAAAGCUGGGGGAUGUCUAGACAAGAGGUAGAUUGAGUAGGAUCUUAGGUUGAUGUCAGAGGAGAGAGAGGACAGAAAUAGUGAUCAGGCAGAUGUAUGUGCAAACUAAAAGGCUUCUUCCAACUUCCUAGAAAAAAAGCAGAUUGGCAGCACCAGGCAUGGGGUGACUGGGAACAGAUGAGGUCUCCCAGAAUUAUGGAGCGUGGCAUUGGGAGAAUGCUGGCCACCCAGCCCUUCCUCAUCUCACCUCGCACUAUGAGAGUUCCCAGGCACUCCGGAGGCCAGGGACUCCCCCAGGCCAGGGCCGGGGCAUGGGGCAGGCAGCUCAACAGGGGCCGUGUCCAGGCAGAGAGCCCUGGUAUUACAUACGUGUCUAGGGCAGAGAUGACAACGUCCAGCUGCUUUGGCAGUGUCCCCAAGCAUCCUAAAGAUGGAGGCCUGUGGCCUGGAGCUCCCCCGAUGGCCCAUGGGAAGCAGGGACUCUUAGUGCCCUACCUACCCCAGGUCGCGGCGCCCGCCCAAUAGGACUCAGAGUGAUCCACCCCUUUAAGGGUGCACACACUCCAGGUAGAUGAGGCCCGCGGAGCAGAAGAGCCAAGCUCUCCUCACCUCUGCUGUGGUCUCCGUCACCCCCACCACAGCUGGGGGUUUCUUGCUUUUUUUCACUUAUUUGGGAUGUGGAGUGAUUCCUCCCUUUAGGAAUUUACUUAGCAGAUUUUUUCUGAGCACCUACUAUGUGUCAGGCAUAAUCUUUGGCCCUGGAAAUAAAAAAGUUACAAUCCCUCCCUUCUGGAGCUCAGCCAGGGGAAAGGGGGUGAUGAUAGACAGCAGCCAAACACAUUGACACAGAGGCUAAGCAUCUCCACACUCAGCCCUGGAGCCCCUCUGUUCUCUGGGGACACGACAAGCCUGUGGUUGGCCUACUGGCUCACUGGAACUCAUGGUUUUUCGAUCCUCAGUAUGUUGUUCUUAAUUUCCCUGCUGCUUCUGCUGUCAUUCGAUAUUUGCCAAUAAACCUGCCUAGAAAUGCCUCUGCCCACUCAUAAUUAGAGGAUCAAGAUGAGAAAGGUCAGCAGGCCCAAGAAUUUUGUGAGUCAGUUUCUGGUUUUGAUUUGUGAGAAAUAGCUACCCCUCGUUCUGGUUAAUUCCUUCUGGUAGCCAGGAGGCUGGCUGUAAGAAGCCAAACUGCCCUUUCAAAGAGAACAGAGGUCACCAUCAAAAGAGUUGCACUGUAACCCUAAGACUAGGCUGUUUAAAUUUUUACACAUGUGCUAUCCUAUGUUGUAGCAGAGUUGGCAAUGAGCGAGGUAUAUUUAGUUAUAGUGAGGUGGAAGAACUUUGGACUGGGAGGUGAGCGAGGUGUUUUCAAGUCUUGGCUCUUGUUCUCACCUGGCUGAUCUUGGCGGGGCGCUCACUCUCAGAGCUGCAGAUUGCCCAGGGACAAAAGGAGCAUUGGCCUCAAAAUCCUUUUCAGCUCUAAUAUGCAUUUAUUCUUCAAUUUUAUUAAAUAUAUAUAUAUAUAUUUCCUGUUUAUUGCUUUAUGAACUAAUCCUGCUCAAGGGUAUUUUCUUUAGCUAGCCUUAAAAAUAUAUUUUAUUUAAAAAACAAAUACCUGGACAGAUGCAAUGCUGAGGAGACAAUCAUUAUAUAUCUUUUGUAAUUUUUUUUUCCUAUUUCUGAAUGUCAUUCUCCAAUGCUGAGAGGCUUAUUCUGUUGGGUCCCUGCUUUCAGGUAUGGUUUCAUUGCUUUGGUUUGUCAUGGAGAAUAGACAUUCUUAUUGCAGCUUUCCAUGUAAGUGAGUUCCUGUACAAAGAAGAUUGCCUUUCAAUAAAGUAUCGCCCAACUGGAA